Ostreococcus tauri is the source of this 3240-nucleotide messenger RNA. RefSeq names its product Pyruvate phosphate dikinase,PEP/pyruvate-binding. The transcript has a single exon. Gene Ontology annotation, molecular function: ATP binding; kinase activity. Bases 1 to 3240 code for a protein of 1079 amino acids. NCBI's taxonomy places the organism in Eukaryota, Viridiplantae, Chlorophyta, Mamiellophyceae, Mamiellales, Bathycoccaceae. Gene Ontology annotation, biological process: phosphorylation. The record is from RefSeq and is a predicted model, not a curated record.
AUGCGCGUCGCCCCCGUUCCCCACCCCCGCGCCCUUUCCCGCGUCCGCGUCCGCGCCCGCGCGCGGCUCUCCCGCGCGCCGUCCGCACCGCCGGUGACGACGACGACGACCGAGCGCACGCUCUCCACGGGACACAUUCUCAUCGCCACCGUCGAGACCUCUCGCGUCGACACCCGCGCGCGAACGACGGCCACGCUCACGCUCCGUGACGACGCGAACGCGCCGGCGCGUGGAGCGUUUCACUGGGCGACGACGCGACGCGGUCGGGACGGAUGGACGCCGAGACCGCGCGCGGGGGACGACGAUUCGACGGAUACGGAUGCGGCGGAGGAAUAUGAUUUCGGUGAUGGCGUCGCGACGCGGAGCGCGUUCGGGAUGGAUGGAACGCUGACGAUGCGCGUGGACGUCGACGCGGGGGAUGCGGUGGAUGGGGGGGUGGAGGCGAUCGUGGGGAUCGUGGUGUUGGACGGCGAGACGUGGGCGCGCGCGGAUGACGGAGACGUCGUCGUCUGGGCUCGAGGACGGGAGACGGCGAACGGAUCGACGUUGGAUGUCGCGCUGCGACGGGCGAGUGAUCUCGAGGGGGGGGAUGUGAAUUUGUUCAAUCGUUUCUGCGCCGUGGAUGAUUGUCUGGAUGACGCGUUGGCGCGCGGACCGGAGGGCGCGGCGGCGAUCUUCGCGUGGCUUCGACUGAGCGCGCUCAGGCAGUUGCACUGGUACGCCGGGAAUAAUUAUCAAGGGAAAGACAUGGCGAGUAAACAGGAACGCCUGGCGUGGCGCGUCGCGCGCGCCGCGACGACGACGGCGGAUCCGGUGAGCAGGGGAUUAAUGCGCGCGUCUCUCGCGUUUCUCCCGCGCGGCGGUGGGAACGGGGACGACAUUCGCAUGGGCAUCUUGAACAUCUUGCGUCAACACGGCAUCAAGGAGGGACAUCGACCCGGGAUCGAGGACCCGUUCCUCUCGCAGUGGCAUCAAAAGCUGCACUCGAACACGACCCCGGACGACGUGAAGAUUUGCGAGGCGUACCUCCACUUCUUACACACCGGGAACUGGGACGAGUUCUGGGCCCAUCUGUGGAACAACGGCGGGCUCACGCGCGAAGAUUUGGCGGGAAUGAAGGCGGGGUGGCGCUCGGACGGCAUUCACGGCCCGGCGCUGCACAUGCCGCACAUGAUUGAUUCUUUCAAGCAUUACCUAUGGAUUUUGAAGACGACACACGGCGGUGGCGACGUGGACAGCGCGAUGAACUUUGCAAGGGACGGACUUCCGGGAGACGUCGCGUGGGAGGUGGACGACUUACUGCGAAAUCGUGACGCGUGGUGGGUGCCGGGAAAAAUUGUAGAGAUUCGCAAGCGACUCCUCGACGUCUGGCAGCACGACAACCCGAAUCGCGACGUCGUCAUGCUCGACGCGUCGUUGGAGAAGUUUUUCCGAACCAAAGUGGAGGCGAUAGACCACGGAGCGAUGUCAUCGGACGAUUUGCUCUCGCUCCUUGAGCUGUCGCUCACGAACGUGGCGCUCACGAACGAGUCGCCGAGAAUCGCGAGCGCGCUCACCUUCGUGCAGCGCUCCAUGGGCGGCGAGCGUUGGACCGAGGAGUGGUCGAAGACCAUGGACGCCGCCCUCGAUUUUACAGCGCUCGCCAUGGAGGGCGACAUGGACUUUGUGUGCCGAGCGACGCAGAGCGCCGCAAACGUCAUCGCGUCAAAGUCCACAAAGACGGAUUCCAAGUAUCUGAUCAACUUUGGUGAAGAAAACGUGCGCUCGCACAGUCUCUUCGUUGUCUCUCAGUUGAUCUCCAGACUUCGGCCGAUCGUUCGCAACGCUGCCGGUCGAUCGCCGUGGCAAAUCGUCAGCGUCGGCGACGCCUCGCUCGAGGCGUUCGCGGGGACGGCGAAGAUUGAGACGCUCAGCGAAAUUCAGGGUGAAGACUUUUCGUCCCAACCGAUUGUUUGUCUCACCGAAACGCUCGGAGGGCUCGAGGACAUCCCCACGGGUGUUCGAGCCGUCGUCACCAGGGCGCCGGUGGAUUUGCUCAGUCAUAUUGCCAUUCGCGCCAGGAAUACGAAUGUUCUCCUCGCAAGCGUCUCCGACGACGCCCUCUGGGGCGCCGUGCUCGAAAUGACUGGCUCAAACGUUCGCGUCGUCGUCUCGGGAGAAGAUUUGAAGAUGGAGAUAGCCAACGUCACCGAAGCGACGACGUCUCGAGCCGCCGCCGACGUCGACUCGCCGAAGAUUUCCAUCGCUCCGUAUAAGCCUUCGGAAGAGUGGUUGAUCGCGCCGAGUGCGUACGAUCGCGACGUCGUGGGAGGUAAGAGCAACAGCUUGGAAGACAUGGCGAAAGAGCUCGCGGCGAUGAACGUCGCUCACGUCGACGUUCCGGGAUCUUUUGCGCUUCCAUUCGGCACAUUCGAGCGAGUGCUUGCUGAGGACGACGAGACUCGAUUGUCCCUUGAAAUCGCCGUCGCUGCAAUCAACGCCGCGACGAGCGCGACCGCACGACGCGAAGCGCUCGAAGACGCCAGAAAUAUCAUCUCCAGUCGCCUCUUGUGCCCGAGCGGGUUGGAAGCCGCGCUCCAUGACGCUGCUACGAGCUUGUCGUCAAACGUGGAAAUGGAGCGCCUGUGGGACGCCGUCUGCGGCGUCUGGGCAUCCAAGUGGACCGAGCGCGCGUGGCUGUCCCGAAAAGCAUGCGGAAUUCCCGAUGAAGAUUUAAACGUCGCAGUGCUGCUCAUGGAACUCGUCGACGCCGAGCUCGCGUUCGUCGUGCACACGGCAAAUCCAAUCACAGGCGACUCGGAUGAAAUUUUUGGAGAAAUUUGCGUCGGACUCGGGGAGACCCUCGUCGGGAACGCAGCUGGCAGCGCGCUCAGUUUCACCAUGAGUAAGUCCACGGGUGCAAUCACCGUGCGCUCGCUACCAAGCAAGCUCUACGGUCAUUAUGCGCCAUCCGGCGGAACUAUAAUCGCUAGAAGCGAUUCCAACGGCGAGGAUUUGGAGGAUUUCGCCGGUGCCGGUCUGUACGACAGCAUCACCGCCGAGCCCACCGAGGAACGCGUGGUCGACUACGCGUCGUCGCACAUAGUGUGGGACGCGGUGGCGCGCGAAUCUGUGAUCAAACGCGUCGCCGCUAUCGCGCGAAAGAUUGCAGAGAGCAGAGGGGGACCACAAGAUAUCGAAGGCGCCAUCGUCGGUGACCGCAUCGUGCUGCUUCAAACGCGCGCGCAAAUUUGCUCAUGA